GCACGUGCCCUAUAAGUGGGCUGCCCGCGGCGCCGGCCGCUAGUGCCGAGAUGGGGGCGUUGGGCUGCGUCGUGCGCGCGAGCGCCCUGCUGCUGCUGUGCGGGGCGCUGACAGGGAUCCUCCUGCCGCCGCCCGCGCGGGCCGCCGCCGCCGUCAUCUCGCCAAAAUGCUACUUGUAUGGUUUGCCUGGAUGUCCAAAGAACUUUAAUCCGGUUUGUGGGACUGAUGGGCACACGUAUCCAAACGAGUGUGCACUUUGCCUUUCAAACAGGGAAAAUAGGAGGGAUGUCAAAAUUAGCUGGAAGGGAUACUGCUAAUAUGAUAGUAUUAAACUUUGAAGAAUAUGGAACAGAUGAAAGCCAAUCUGAAGAGGAAACAAUGUCUUAAAUCUGCCUUCUAAGUAGCUUAGUCUAAUUAAAUAAAAUGCCUAUUUUGCUCUUAUACCACUUUUGAAUACACCUAAUACCAUUAUUUUGUUAAAAUAGUAUUAAUGUUUAUGAAUGAACCUGUAAGAUUCAUUUAUAUGCUCAGUCUAUAUAUUUGGGGCGGGGG
Trachemys scripta elegans is the source of this 552-nucleotide messenger RNA. It is a transcript of the gene SPINK2, whose product is annotated as serine peptidase inhibitor Kazal type 2. Gene Ontology annotation, molecular function: serine-type endopeptidase inhibitor activity; protein binding. Gene Ontology annotation, biological process: spermatid development; negative regulation of serine-type endopeptidase activity. The coding region runs from base 51 to 317 and encodes 88 amino acids. The transcript has 4 exons. The record is from RefSeq and is a predicted model, not a curated record. NCBI's taxonomy places the organism in Eukaryota, Metazoa, Chordata, Testudines, Emydidae.